Molecule: messenger RNA, 1404 nt
Organism: Anopheles nili
Lineage: Eukaryota; Metazoa; Arthropoda; Insecta; Diptera; Culicidae
Product: facilitated trehalose transporter Tret1-like
Exons: 8
Coding region: 1-1404 (467 amino acids)
Biological process (GO): transmembrane transport; carbohydrate transport
Cellular component (GO): membrane
Molecular function (GO): sugar transmembrane transporter activity
Source: RefSeq, a predicted model, not a curated record
AUGGCGCGUGUGAGCGUGCUGCGGCAGUACAUGGCCAGCGUGUUAGUGAACCUGCUCGGUGUCAGCUAUGGCACGAUCAGUGGCUGGACGUCUUCGGCACUGCCCAUGCUGCAGGGAUCCACGGAAAACCCGCUGGCAUACGGGGCCAUCACGAUGCAUCAAGCGUCCUGGAUCGGUGGCAUGCUGUGUCUCGGUGGUAUCGUGGGAACGUUCGUGGGAGGAGCGAUCGUUGAGAGACUCGGAAGAAAGUGGACGGCUUGGAUAGCUGGAUGGCCACUUGUAGCCUGCUGGGGCAUGAUCAUUGUGGCUAACCAUCCUGGGUACCUAAUGGCGGCCCGGUUUCUUGGUGGAUUGUCCGGUGGCAUCGAUUUCGUCGUUACACCGCUCUACGUCGCGGAAAUUGCGUCCACAAGCCAUCGAGGCGCGCUGUCCUCAAUUCUCAUGCUGUCCUGCUGCGUCGGUGUGGUUAUCGCCUACGUAGCUGGAGCCUUUCUGCACUACUACGUCAUUCCGUGGGUCUGCAUCACCGUACCGGUGUUCUUUCUCAUCACUUUCUGCUUCCUACCGGAGUCUCCCUCGUAUCUCGCCAAGGUGCACCAACUGCAGGCCGCCGAAUCUUCACUCCGAUAUUUCCGCGGCAUUCAGUCAGAGAAGGAUGCUGUCACAGUGGAAGAGUACGUCCGAGAGCUUCGCCACCUUCACCAGACGCCCACUGGCUCCACAGCAUCGAAGGAAUCGUCCCAGCUCGCGUGGAGUGAUUUUGCCACAUGGCAUUCCCGGCGAGCUUUCGUCAUCUGCGGGGCGUUGAUGGCACUCAAUCAGUUCUGUGGCAACUUCUACCUGCUCAACUACGCCCAGUCGAUGUUUGACGAGUCCGGUUCCGGGCUGAGUCUGCCGGCGAGCCAUUCCGUCAUAGUGGUGGGGUUGAUUCAGCUUGCCGGCUGCUACGUCUGCACGCUCAUCGUUGAUCGUGCUGGCCGGAAGAUCCUGCUGGUCAUAUCGUCCACCGGGAUGGCACUCGGACAGAGUGUCUUCGCCGUGUACUGCUACGGCAAGGAACUGGGCCACGAUCUGUCGUCGUUCGGUUGGCUACCGUUAGUCUGCUUCUCGGUUGUAAUUUUCGUCGGCACGCUGGGUGUCGGGACGUUGCCAUUCGUCGUGCUGGCGGAAAUAAUGCCUCAGAAGAUCAAAGGAUUCGCUACCACGUCCUGCAUGGCGGCCAACUGGGCGCUUGCAUUCGUUGCGUUGAAGUACUUCUCAACGCUCGGCAUUCUCCUCGGUAUGCACGGAAUUCUCAUGUUUUUCGCGCUUUGCUCACUUUCCGGUGCCCUCUUUGUCAUGCUCGUGAUGCCGGAAACCAAGGGGAAAACCUUCCAGGAAAUACAGCAAAUGAUGCAACAGUAA